Ectocarpus siliculosus is the source of this 183-nucleotide messenger RNA. The record is from the annotation of a GenBank genome assembly. Lineage: Eukaryota; Phaeophyceae; Ectocarpales; Ectocarpaceae.
AUGGCCUUGAGAAGGCAGGUGCGGUUGAGGAAGGAGUACAUCUAUCGCAAAUCCCUUCAUGGCAAAGAGGCAUCAAUUUAUGAGGACAAGCAGCGUGUGCGGGAGGCCUUGCAAAACGGAACCCCGCUCCCAACGGAGUUGCGCGCUGAAGAAGCGACACUUCGGCACGAGGUGCCAUCAUAG